AUAUAAAACGAAGAAUUAAUAUAUAACCAGUAACACUGAUGGGUGUAUUUUCUAUAAAGUACCAUUUCAAAAAGUAUUAAUAAUAUUAAUGGUACACAACAAUAAUUUUUAGUUUAGAAAAAUACUAGGUAUUUUUUUAAAUAAUCUGUAAUAUAUAACGUUCAUAUUUUUUUUAAUUAAAAGAAAAAGGAAGUAACGACAAUUCAUAAAUUAGCUCUUCUUUAUCAUUAAAGAAUGCCAGGGUAAGCACAAUUAUUUCUCUUCCGAAACAUAGUGUUAUAGGAUAUCUUCCACCAGCAAAAUUAAUUUCCAGUGUUACAGGGAUGUCUUUGGAUAAUAUGUUCUGUUCUCGAUGUAGAGAAGGUUUUGUGCCUCAUGAAAAGAUUGUUAAUUCAAAUGGAGAACUAUGGCAUCCUCAAUGCUUUGUAUGCGCACAAUGUUUCCGUCCAUUCCCAGAUGGAAUAUUCUAUGAAUUUGAAGGGUACAAAUAUUGUGAACAUGAUUUCCAUGUCUUAUUUGCACCUUGUUGUGAAAAAUGCGGAGAAUUUGUCAUCGGCCGUGUAAUAAAAGCAAUGAAUGCUAAUUGGCACCCAGGAUGUUUCCGUUGUGAAGAAUGCAAUGGUGAAUUAGCUGAUGCAGGAUUUAUUAAAUGUCAGGGUAGAGCUUUAUGCCAUACAUGUAACGCACGUGUCAAGGCUGGGGCACUUGGAAAAUAUAUUUGUCAUCAGUGCCAUGGUGUAAUUGAUGACAAGCCUCUCCGUUUUCGCGGAGAACUCUAUCAUCCAUACCAUUUUAAUUGUACUGCUUGUGGUAUAGAACUUAAUUCAGAUGCUAGAGAGGUUAAUUCUAGACCAGGAUAUGCUGCCAAUGAAAUGAAUGAGCUAUACUGUUUGAGAUGUCAUGAUAAGAUGGGAAUUCCAAUUUGCGGUGCAUGUCGACGUCCGAUUGAGGAACGAGUAGUAACUGCUCUAGGUAAACAUUGGCAUGUUGAACAUUUCGUUUGUGCAAAAUGUGAAAAGCCGUUUUUAGGUCAUCGACAUUAUGAGAAAAAAGGUUUAGCUUAUUGUGAAACACAUUACCAUCAACUUUUCGGUAAUUUGUGUUUUGUAUGUAAUCAAGUAAUUUCUGGCGAUGUUUUUACAGCUUUGAAUAAAGCAUGGUGCGUACAUCAUUUCGCCUGUGCAUUUUGCGAUCAAAAAAUGAAUCAAAAAACUAAAUUUUUUGAGUUUGAUUUAAAACCUGCCUGUAAAAAAUGUUACGAUAAGUUUCCACAAGAAUUGAAAAAACGUAUGCGCCGAAUGUAUGAUUUAAACCCUAAAAGACUACCAGCUUAAUCAUAUAAGCAACAUAUAUCAGCUUAUGGUUAAUUGAAUGUAAAAUGAAAUAUCUCUUAAUAUUAUCAAUGAAAGUUUAUGUUAUUGUAUUAUAACGUCAUAGUUAUGCUUUAAUUGCUAACAUUAUUUUAUGUUAAAUCAUUAUAUUUAAACUUUGCAUCAAUCAUAAUAAUUAUUUUAAUAUAUCUAUAUAAAUAUGAAA
Messenger RNA from Bombus pyrosoma, 1536 nucleotides. RefSeq names its product LIM and senescent cell antigen-like-containing domain protein 1 (gene stck). The transcript has 7 exons. Gene Ontology annotation, biological process: positive regulation of substrate adhesion-dependent cell spreading; cell-cell junction organization; cell-cell adhesion. Lineage: Eukaryota; Metazoa; Arthropoda; Insecta; Hymenoptera; Apidae. Gene Ontology annotation, cellular component: cytoplasm; cell-cell junction; focal adhesion. The coding region runs from base 324 to 1334 and encodes 336 amino acids. The record is from RefSeq and is a predicted model, not a curated record.